Cylicocyclus nassatus is the source of this 2291-nucleotide messenger RNA. NCBI's taxonomy places the organism in Eukaryota, Metazoa, Nematoda, Chromadorea, Rhabditida, Strongylidae. The record is from the annotation of a GenBank genome assembly.
AUGCUUCGCAGUGAUGUCCAGUCCGUGUGUCCUGAUCGACAUUACAUGGCUAUGACAUCUGCGGAAACUGAUGAUGGUGCUCCGAAGGUGGAGGAAGUUGAUGAUAACCCACAAAUUACGCGGAGGUGGAACACUGUCAACUUCGUGGAAAACGUCAGAAUUGGCGCUAUCAAAGGACAUCUAGGAGAUCCCCACGAUGACAUCUUUCGCAUAGGCAGAGGGAAACCCAUGGCUGUACAUCAGAAAGAUAUUCUUGGUCAUACCGGAUGCGUCAAUGCGGUGGAAUUCAACAAAACGGAAACAUUACUAGCCAGCGGUGGCGAUGAUAUGCGUGUUUUUGUAUGGCGUGUGGCGGAUUUGAUCCUGGAAGAAGCGCCGAAACCUGCCAUAAUUAUGGAGCGGUGCCACCAUUCCAAUAUCUUCUGCUAUCAAUUUUCUAUCGAUGGCGCGGAGCUGUUCUCUGGUGGGAAUGAUGGAGUUGUCAUACGUCAUGACGUUGCCACUCACAAUCCUCUCAGUGUGCAUGAAGAUCGGCAUCCAGUCUACAGUAUCUCUGCCAACCCUAUUGAUGUCAAUGUUGUUGCGGCAUCACGAGAGAGUGGCAUUGUAUCAUUCUACGAUCGCAGAGAAAGUAAGGAAGGAUCAUUUUGUCUCAUCGAUGAAGGACAACUUUUUCGCGGUCAGUACAAUCCAGCGAAUGCUCUCUUCUUUGCAACAGCAUCCAAUCGUGGUGUACGUCUCUAUGAUCUUCGCAAUCGCCGGAAACCUUUACUCGAUCUGAGAACGUUUGUCAAGGAGGCAAUAUAUGUAGAAUGGAAUUCGACGGGAACGGCACUUGCAGCUUUGCAAUCCCACUCUGAUCCCUCUUAUAUCGAUCUUUCAACUCACACCUGCGUAGAACUAAAAGAUCCGGAGUACAGUAAUGUACAUACCAUUAAAUCGGUCACCUUCAUGGAUGACACUACAGUAAUGACCGGAAGCGACGACUUCAACAUUUAUGCAUGGAAAGUGCCUGAAACCAUUGGAUCGACAGAUGAAAAAGGCAGCGUUCUCAAAGCAGACUUUGUUCUGAAAGGCCAUCGAUCCAUCGUGAAUCAUGUCCGGUAUAGCCCUUCGAAUAGGAUCAUCACUUCGUGUGGAGUGGAAAAGAUCGUGAAGGUCUGGAGCUCAUUGCCUAUUCCUCACUCUUAUGAUAAACCUCGCAUUCGAGUCAAGAAAGCCUUCUUGCCUGAGCUGAGCUUCGACGAAGGUUUGGUAGCUGAUGAUACAGCAGAGGACCUCAAUAUGCUAAACUACUUUGAUCAGCUGGAUAACAUAGCAAGAUUGCAUGCUGACGACUCUCCUGAUGAGGAGGAAGUUGAUAACUACGUUGUGAAUGUCGACCUUGAAGGACUUCGUGCACAUCUGAUGGGCUUGGAGGCGUCCGACGAAGGCAGCGCAUCCGACGACAACGAUGACGACGAUGGUGAGCGUGGUGAAGGCGAAGAAGUGGUGAGAGAUGGCGAUGCAGAGGAUGAAGAGAGUUUGCGAGGCGCACUACGAGCUUUUCGGCGACGUCGAUGGCGAAUGAUUCGUAAUUCUGAACGGCCGUCGAUAGGUAGCGCUGAUGAGGCGUUGCCAUCAGUUUCUCGAGAUGCUGAAAAUGACAUUGAGGAGAGUGAACCGUCUAGUGAGGACGAGAGCGAGGGACCUCGAAAACGUGCGAAGAAGAAUACAGACUCCAGCGAUUCAUCAGACGAUGAUGAGUUUGUCCAUCAUAGGCGGCGUAUGCAUUUAUCUAUGGAAAUGCGAAAAUUUUUUGUAUGGGUAUUGUCAUGGCACAAAUUAGUGGUGACAGGAAUUCUACUCGAAAUACGACUGCUGCUUAGGCAUCGUUCUUUGACCAUAUUGGUUGUGUUAGUUUCUCAAUUAAGUUGUAAAUAGUUGUAUAAUUGUAAAUAGUCAAUGAUUCGUGUGGCUUUGAAGCAGUAUCAAAGCUUCUGAAGUCCUUUGUUCUGGAUCACAAUCAAAUCGGUGUCAUUGGAAGGAUACUGUGAUUUGCCGCUUAUCGGCCCUUCCCUUCUCACCUUCUUCCUCGAGGUUCCCUCAUGGAGAUUACCCUUUUUGUCUAUGAAAUCGUUAUCGAAACAUAGUUCUAUUUCAGAGAUUAACAAAUUCAUUUAGUAGAGAACACUAUUUGCAUUCCUAAUCUUUGCGCCAACAUAGUGAAUUUCGUUUUUGCUAGCAUGUUUUCGUAUUAAUGCACUGUCAAAGCAGUCGUGUUGGUUAGGAAGAAAUAAAUGAUUUUCAUU